AUGGAAUCCAUCACAACAAUUUCACAAACAGAGCAAACUAUCGAUUCCUCUCAAUUAACCCGUCGCCGGAAAAUAUUUGGCACGUGUAAAGGUUGUUCUCAACCAAACACAAAUUUUAAUGAAUGCGAUGCGUGCGAAACUUGGGUGAAACAACAACAAACAAAACUAUUGGAGCUACAAAUCGAAAUAGAUGAUCGUAAGAACCGUAUAAAUCAACAAACUUGUAAUAAUUGCGAUCAACCAAAACAUGUUCAUCAUCAUAUUGCUGCUUGUGGUGAUUGUGGUUAUCCGGAAAUGAAAGCUGAAGAUUUAUAUGAAUUUGCUAUUUGUAAGGAAGAUGAAGAUAGUGAUGAGGAAGAGGAUGGUUGUGGAAUUAAAAUAUCUGAUUUAUCUUGUCCUAGAUGUGAUUCAUCUUUACAAGCUUUUCUACAGUGUCCGGAUUAUACUGAAGUGGUUGAGAGAAUAAGGUUGGAAUUGAAUGAAAUGAAAUAUGAUGACCCUGAUUAUCGAAAGUUGGUUGAAGUUAAAGAG
Molecule: messenger RNA, 531 nt
Organism: Scutellospora calospora
Lineage: Eukaryota; Fungi; Glomeromycota; Glomeromycetes; Diversisporales; Gigasporaceae
Source: the annotation of a GenBank genome assembly